Messenger RNA from Nezara viridula (southern green stink bug), 1334 nucleotides. NCBI's taxonomy places the organism in Eukaryota, Metazoa, Arthropoda, Insecta, Hemiptera, Pentatomidae. The record is from the annotation of a GenBank genome assembly.
CUUGAAGAUCGCAUGAGCAAUAGGUACAGGGAAUACUUCGCACUAUUCCCUGAAAGACUUUUUCUCAAGAUGCACAAUCCGACCACACUGUUGCUGGCCUGUUUGAUGUUCCAGGCUGGACAGUGUUUUCUGGAAAAACAAGAAGCAAUCUUUAAAGGAGCUCUUGGAAUCCUGAAGUCUUCGGAGGAUGUCGAGGAAAGGACAAAGGCGGUGGGACAACUCACAUCUGUCUUCGACACGAUGAAAGAUGAGAUUAAUUACCUGAGAGAAGAGAACGCCGAACUGAAGGAUAAUGAGCUGGAUAAUUUUGGAAGCGAAUAUGGCUCGAAGAAUGGAACCGGUCAGAGAAGAAACCUUUAUCCGUGGGACCCAGCCAACACCAAUAACAAUCAAUGGUCACAAACAGUCACAACUGUAACAAGCGCAACAUCCACGACAACAAGGAGGCCCAAGACGACAAAGACUCCUGAAAUAAAAACUUUGUCUACUAAAGAAAGAGAAAUGCACGAGGCAGCAACGAGGGGCUGGGACGUGACGAUCGCAGCGCUGUGUGCCGAAGGAGUGAACCCCAACACCGCGGACAUCAACAACCAGGGCAACACCCCGCUGCACCUGACCGUGGCGGGGCGCCACCUCCCGGCAGCCAUGACCCUCAUCAAGUGCGGUGCCAACGUGAACGCCGCCAACACCAUCGGCAACACCAGCCUCCACCUCGCCAUCGGGCGGAACGACAACUGGAUGACCGGUCUCCUCCUCUUAGCGAAGGCCAACCCCUUCAUCUCCAACACCUACGGGGCCAUACCCUACCAGAUGGCCGCCGUUGCGACGGACGCCAGCAUUCCCGGGAUGAUGAACACCACCCUCUUGGCCUGGUUCGCGGGAUGGAGGAGCCUCAACGACAGGGAAGUCCUUUCGAGGAACUAUAUUACCAACGGAUACUACGUGGAGCUGUCGAGGAUGUGCAUCGAGGGCUGGAUCGACCCGAACCUCGGAGACGCUAACAACAGACGAAACACGGUAAUGCACAUCGCGGCGACCUCUCAGUGGAACCACCCAAUGGUGGUGCAGGCACUGGUGCGCUGCGGUGCGAACGUGAACAUUCCCAACUUGGACGGUAACACGCCAUUGCACUUGGCGAUCAGCAACGUGAACGCGGCUUCGACACUAGCGCUGCUGCUCCAUGGGGCGGACCCUUACAUCAGCAACACAGCUGGCCAGACCCCCUACGCGCUCGCCCAGCAGUCCACAAACGCAUACAUCAAAUCUCUCUUCAGCGCUCCGCGAUUCCAAUGGUACCUCAGCGACCUCCUCCCUUAUUAACUCCUUCAAAUUUA